Messenger RNA from Pangasianodon hypophthalmus (striped catfish), 2732 nucleotides. RefSeq names its product diencephalon/mesencephalon homeobox protein 1-B. The record is from RefSeq and is a predicted model, not a curated record. The transcript is spliced from 5 exons. Gene Ontology annotation, molecular function: DNA-binding transcription factor activity, RNA polymerase II-specific; RNA polymerase II transcription regulatory region sequence-specific DNA binding. Gene Ontology annotation, biological process: regulation of transcription by RNA polymerase II. Lineage: Eukaryota; Metazoa; Chordata; Actinopteri; Siluriformes; Pangasiidae. Bases 264 to 1391 code for a protein of 375 amino acids.
GCCCCAGUGUGAUUGGUCGUGUGGACGCCGCUGUGCUUUAAAACCCCCUCACCAGCUCUAUGUGGGGGUAAAACACAUGCACAUACACACACAGACACACACUCACUGCACUCCUUCAUCAUCAUCAUCAUCAUCACCAUCAUCAUGGUGUGUGAUGUUCAGGUCUAAAACUGGGAUCCGUAAAACACGAGAGCAAACACACAGCCGUUUGAGGAGAGACGCAGCGCUGCGAGGGAACCGGCCUGCAGGCUGAUCUCCGCGCCAUGCAGCAUUACGGGGUGAACGGUGGAUACUCUCUCCACGCCAUGAACUCCCUGAGCGCCAUGUACAACCUGCAUCAGCAGAGCGCGCAGCACGCGCCCGACUACCGGCCCUCCGUGCACGCGCUCACGCUCGCGGAGAGACUGGCCGACAUCAUCUUGGAGGCGAGGUACGGCUCUCAGCACAGGAAGCAGCGGCGGAGUCGCACGGCCUUCACCGCUCAGCAGCUGGAGGCGCUCGAGAAAACCUUCCAGAAAACACACUACCCCGAUGUAGUGAUGAGGGAACGGCUAGCAAUGUGCACCAACCUGCCUGAGGCUCGAGUACAGGUUUGGUUUAAGAACAGACGAGCGAAGUUCCGUAAGAAGCAGCGCAGUCUGCAGAAAGAGCAGCUCCAGAAGCAGAAGGAGGCGGAGUCCGAAGGAAACCAGGAAGCAGACAAUAAAGAAGAAGCACCGCCCACAAGAACACCUCAAACUCCACCUUCACCUUCAGACGGGACCCGAGUCACGCUUCCGCCUCCGGAUGAGCUGAGCGAGGAAGUGAACGUUACGUCACCUGAGCACUCGGGGGCGGAGUCAGGAGCAGAGGAUAUGACUGACAGAGAGGACGAGCCACCAUCAUUCAGAGAGGAGGUGAAAGGGGCGGGGCCAGCGUUGACAGGUGGCACAACACCACCAUGCAAACCACUCAGUCCUAAAUCAGAUUCUCCUCUCGCCUCGCCGUCUCUGUCGUCCUCCAGCGUUCUGGGCAGCGGUUUAGUCCAGACCAACUCCUACGCUUCGUCUCCUCUCAGUCUCUUCCGUCUACAGGAGCAGUUUCGCCAGCACAUGGCUGCCACAAACAACCUAAUGCACUACACGCCCUUCGACAUGGCUACCCCUUCCCCUUCCUCCUCCUCCUCCACCUCGUCUUCUUUAGCCUACCUGGGCAUGAACAUGAACAUGAACGUGAACAUGGGCAUGAAUAUGGCGUCUCCGCUCGGCCCGCUGCAGUGCCAGUCUUAUUACCAGUCUCUGUCUCAGCAGGUGUGGAGCAGCUUAAACAGCAAGACGAGCAGCAUCGAGAACCUGCGCUUCAGGGCCAAGCAGCAUGCAGCCUCGCUUGGAUUGGACACGCUGCCCAACUGACCUCAGAACUGACCUCAGAACUGACCUCAGAACAGCUGAGAUAUACAUAUAUACCAGAAAUGGAUUGGACUUUACCUCCAUCCUCAUAAAUAAUGACGCUGUGUAUAUUUAAACAAGAUGAAACACAGAGAAGAAGGACAAACAGAGAAAUGGCUUCACUAGGUUUGCCGUCAACUGAAAACAAUGGAAAUAUUAUAUCAGAUAUGCAUUUUUGCCAAUCCAUACAAACCUCAGACAAAAAAGUGAGACCUCAAAAGCCAAUCUCUCGCAUCCAUUCAGCUGUGUAAAUACACCAGUGUUGCAAUUCCUCAUGUUUCCAGUACUGCAUUUCCACUGAAUUCUGCUUUAGACAUAAAUGACUUGUGCAUCAAUGCUAAAUGUUAGUGUUAUAGCCACCUUAAAACCAAGCAUAUAGGUCAUCCUCUCAGUCCAGAUAAAAAGUGUUGUGCAAAAUGAUUACCACUUAUGAUAAUAAACAAAAAAUUAUGAAAAAAAAAAAUAUAUAUAUAUAUACACACACACACAAAAGUGUGUCCCAUUGACUUCCAUUUAUUUUAGCCAAAUUUAUUUCGCCUCAGGCUGCAUGGCACCAUCCUGUUGUUAAUUAUUUUCCUAUAAUAGCAUAUCCCCAGGUGUGGAUAUGCUAUUAUAUUCAUUCCUUAAUGAAAAUCUAACUAAAUGCUAUCCAAUUUUUUAAUUAAUUGAGUAAUACAAGCUAACAUUUUCGACUCACUGUAUAUCACUGAACUUACGUUAGGUAUUAAUGCAAGGAAAUGUCAGCAUUUUCAUUCUACAAACAAUGAUUGCGCAAUUAUUUACAUCCAUUACAUAACACUGUAGUCAGCGGCAUGGCCUCAUGCCACGUCUUGAUCUCUAAUGCAGUGCUUCUCAAAACUUUUGCAUUCAGGGACCUCUUUAGCUUUUAAACUUUCAUAGACAAAUUUUUUUUAAAAAUCACCGACCCUUUGCCUAUGCUUCAUAGACUCCUGGGGAUCCCUGGACCGCACUUAAAGAAUGAUGACUCUAAUAUGUAUGUGGAUUUCAUUAACAUAGACUUCAUCUCUUCAUGAAUUCUUCCAGACCAACCUACAGGGCACUGAGGCUUCAGAAACGAUGUGAAUGUGUCACAGUGAAUGACUCAUGUAAAUACACCACAGUUUGUUUAGGAUGAUGGUCAUUGAUGCUAAAGGGAUUCACGGCAUAUAUAUUUAAAAAAAAAAAAAUUAAACUCUAAAACGUUCUGCUGUCGUGUUGCAUAGAUAUUGCUGUCUGGGACUUUUCUCUGGAUUGUUUAUGUAAAUGUGAAUAACUUAUCUGUGAAAUGCAAGAGAAUAAACAUUA